GUAUGCGCCUUUCAGUUAGUUGCGAUCCGCCAAUACAAAUUGAAAGAAGAAGAGAUAUUCCUUCCGCAUUAACACAUUUUGUUGAAGGUCGUGAGUGCUACUUGUAUUCCACAAUGUCUCUGGCUAAGCCUGCAAUGCGAGGACUCCUUGGGAAGCGUCUGAGGUUCCACUUGCCCAUUGCCUUCGCCCUGUCAUUGGUGGCUGCAGCAGCUUUCAAGUACGGUGUGACAGAGCCCAGGAAACAGGCCUAUGCCGAUUUCUACAAACAAUAUGACACCACAAAGGAGUUCAACAACAUGAGGGAAGCUGGCAUUUUUGAAAGUGUAAGGCCAACUGGCGAAUAAACCCCACUGGAGUCCCAUUGUGCAUUCCUGGUCUGAUGUUCCUGCUCUGUGAUUUACUCAUCGAACAUUGUGGUUAUGUUCUCAUAAAUAAAUGAUUCUCUCUA
This is a messenger RNA of Coregonus clupeaformis (lake whitefish), 448 nucleotides long. RefSeq names its product cytochrome c oxidase subunit 6C-1. NCBI's taxonomy places the organism in Eukaryota, Metazoa, Chordata, Actinopteri, Salmoniformes, Salmonidae. The transcript has 4 exons. The record is from RefSeq and is a predicted model, not a curated record. Gene Ontology annotation, biological process: mitochondrial electron transport, cytochrome c to oxygen. The coding region runs from base 3 to 344 and encodes 113 amino acids.